This is a messenger RNA of Gongylonema pulchrum, 264 nucleotides long. NCBI's taxonomy places the organism in Eukaryota, Metazoa, Nematoda, Chromadorea, Rhabditida, Gongylonematidae. The record is from the annotation of a GenBank genome assembly.
AUGAAGCACGUGGAGUUUCGCGAAACAACGACAGGGGAAGAUGAAGCACUGGCUAGCUAUUUUUGGAGAAAUGGCCAUGAAAUUGAUGGCGAUAUUGAUGUUCGAAUAUGGAAAUGCGAUUAUUUUGCUGUAUGUAUCGCUGGUCCAAUGAAAUUACCUUAUGCAAUGAAAAUCGAUUGUGAUGAUUCAGAGAAUGUGUUGAUAAAGGAGCAAACUGAUUUGCGAAGAAUUCCACUGAAAUUCAUGAAGCCAAAAGUUUGUUAA